Messenger RNA from Aspergillus saccharolyticus JOP 1030-1, 639 nucleotides. Its product is annotated as HPP family protein. The record is from RefSeq and is a predicted model, not a curated record. The transcript is spliced from 2 exons. The coding region runs from base 1 to 639 and encodes 212 amino acids. NCBI's taxonomy places the organism in Eukaryota, Fungi, Ascomycota, Eurotiomycetes, Eurotiales, Aspergillaceae.
AUGACGGAACAAGAAUUCUUGGCCCGCCUCCCCCCGUGGCUCAGUCACUGGUUUGGCUAUCGAGCCAGUCCUCCCCCGCCGCUCCCGCAGUAUCAAAUCUGGCUGUGGUCCUUUCUGUCUGCCUUCUGCGGCCUCUGCUGUCUCCAGGCCAUCUUCAACUACUCCCACUACUUCCUCGACCGCCAUGUCCCAGGGAUCAUCGCAUCCUACGGCGCCUCCGCCGUCCUCGUCUACGGCGCCAUCGAAAGCCCCCUCGCGCAGCCCCGCGCCCUCAUCUUCGGCCACUUCCUCAGCGCCCUCGUCGGCCUCUGCAUCACCAAGCUCUUUAGUCUGAUGCCCGACGAGGACCGCUUCAACUCCCUGCGCUGGCUGGCCGCCUCACUCUCGUCCGCCGUCGCCGUGGUCGUCAUGCAGGUCACGCAGACCACCCACCCGCCCGCAGGCGCGACGGCCUUGCUCCCGGCCACGAAUGAUGCGGUCUGGGCGUUGUCGUGGUACUAUCUGCCGGUUGUGCUGCUAUCCUCGACCAUGUUGCUGGCGGUGGCCUUGCUGGUGAAUAACCUGCAGCGUCGCUACCCGGUCUUCUGGAUUGCGCCGGUUCAGGCGAUUCCCGCGUUGCCGAGGACGGAGGGGAAGUAG